AUGGACGACGAGCAGCUACCCAAACGACUCUUCCACGGAGAUGUCGCGACAGGUUCUCGCCAACGAGGAGGUCAAGUCUGGCGCUACAAAGAUACUCUGAAAACCUCCCUGAAACGCCCUCAGAUCAACCUCGCAAACUGGGAAGACCUUGCCUGGGACCGACCUACGUGGAGAAGAACAGUGAAGACGGGCGCAACAAUCAAUCUUCGAAGCCAACCGCAUGACCGGCGCCAAAGCCAAACGCGAGACACGCAAAUCUCAACUGCUAUUACAACACCAACGCCCAUCCGCCUCAUACGUGUCCACGAUGUCAACGGACAUUCCGGGCGCCAAUUGGACUUGUUGGACAGCUCCGGACCAACUGCAGCACCCGAACUGCACCAACCGUCGUCUCUCCGUCAACCUCUCCCACGCAUUCCACGCCGUGAACUAACGUUGACCGCUCUCUCGAACCACCAUUACCAUCAUAACCUUCCUCCCCUUUCCCCUCUUUCCCCCUCUCCGCAUCUUCUUCUUCCUCCUCCUCCUCCUCCUCCUCCUCCUCCUCCUCCUCCUCCUUCUCACUACUACGAAUACUACUACUGCAACUACUACUACUACUACUACUACUACUACCACCACUACUACUGCUACGACUACUACUGCUACUUUCUUUCCUCCCUUUACCCGUCCUUAUCGCCUCAUUGUCCCUCCCCCUCUCUCCUCUUUCGCCCAUCUUCCCUCUCCUCUUACUAA
Spirometra erinaceieuropaei is the source of this 735-nucleotide messenger RNA. Lineage: Eukaryota; Metazoa; Platyhelminthes; Cestoda; Diphyllobothriidea; Diphyllobothriidae. The record is from the annotation of a GenBank genome assembly.